CCCUCCCUCAGAUAGCCUAAGCCCCACUCCAAAUGAGCUCUGGGGGGCUGGCGGCCCCGUCCCUUCCUCCCACCCCAGAAGACCCUCCUCCAAUUCGGGGCACCCGCCUGCCACGCCCCUUUCUCCGCAGCCUCCGGACACUCUUUGAAAUCCUGGAUGACCAGCAGAGUGGGACCAUCCACGUCUCAGAGAUUGAGAGCCGCUGGGGCCGCGGAGGCUCUGGGGUGACUGCCCAAGGAGACAGAGAGAGAUGCCAGCUUCCAGCCGGGGUCCUCCAGGCCCUCCAGCAGGUGGCAGAGCCCUGUGGGGGCUAUUUGAGCUUUCCCCGCCUGGUGGCUGGAUUGAGAAUUGCCCUCCUCCGGGCGGAAGAAGAGGAAGAAGCGGAGAAGGCGAGAGAGGGCGCAGGAGCUGGCCAAGCCGAGGGUGGACAGAGCUCAUCCCAGUCUAUGAAGAACCUGAGCCGGAUACGAGAAUCUGAUGGGAAAGGAGUCUCUCGGUCCCGCAGCAUCAACAGCUCCCUGUGCCAAGCUGGGCGACGCAGGAAUAUCCGAAUCCUGAAGGAGCCACGCCGGCACACCAUUUCCAAUGCCAUGGAAUAUGAUACGCUGAAGCAGAUGCAGGAGCUGGAACGGCAGCGGGACGUCUUGCUGCAGGGGCUGGAGAUGGUGGACCAGGUGCGCGACUGGUUCCAGCGCCACCUGCUGGAGGCCCAGAGACGCCAGACACACAUGGGAGCUGAGGCGACCUGUUUCCCCGACCCUUAUGCCAACCAGAGCUGCCUGCUGCUGGCCAAGAUCCAGGAAGUGAAUCUGUGCUUGAAAAAUCUGCUCACUUCUCCUGGAAAGACUGAAGUUCCGCUGGGUGGUUUUGGGGUCCCCCUUUAUUCACCAGGAAAAAAGGAGUUUCACCAGCAAGCGGUCACUGUCCUCAAAGAACAGAACCACCUACUGAUCAAGGAAGUGUCUGAAAAAAGUGACCGCAUUGCCCAGCUGGAACAAGAAAAAGCAGCGCUGUGCAAGCAACUGAAGGAGAGCCGAGGUUACCGACUACCCAGCCACAAGGAGUCCACCUUUAUUUAACCAUCCAGGUCAACAGUGAAUAUGGUGACAACUUUUCUCUG
Molecule: messenger RNA, 1120 nt
Organism: Varanus komodoensis (Komodo dragon)
Lineage: Eukaryota; Metazoa; Chordata; Lepidosauria; Squamata; Varanidae
Gene: SAPCD1
Product: suppressor APC domain containing 1
Exons: 6
Coding region: 33-1079 (348 amino acids)
Source: RefSeq, a predicted model, not a curated record